AUGUACUGUCGUGCUCUUUAAUUCAGAAACUGGAGAUCAAAGUCACAUAAUUAACACUAGCCGAAAAACAAUCACUUCGUUAGCAUUUUCAUCAUGCGGCAGAUACCUUGUAACUGGAGAGUGUGGCCAUCAACCCGCCGUACGCGUGUGGGAUUUGCAGGCGGAUCCCCAGCCCGGUGCUCCGGGUAUCGCCCCCCAAGUGCAACAAGUCGCCGAAUUUUUUUCACACAAGUACGGGAUCAGCUGUGUUGCAUUUUCACCGAGCGGUAAAUACGUCGUAAGUAUCGGAACUCAGCAUGACAUGAUUGUCAACGUUUGGGAUUGGAAAAACAACAUCAAAGUAGCGAGCAACAAAGUCAGCACGAAAGUAAAGGCGCUCGCAUUCGCCGAGAACGGUAGUUACUUCGUGACCGUCGGUAACAGACACGUAAAGUUUUGGUUCCUUGAAUACGGUAAAGCUAAGUACAAAGAAGCGGUUCCUUUAAUGGGUAGAUCGGCGAUUUUAGGGGAACAGCGUAACAAUUAUUUUUGUGAUGUAGCUUGUGGAAAAGCCCAAUGCGGUGAUAGCACGUAUGCGAUCACCCGUUCGGGGUUGCUUUGCGAGUUUAAUAAUAGAAGACUGCUUGAUAAGUGGGUUGAGCUUAGAACUUCAAGUGCCAAUUGUAUAACUGUAGGUAAAACAUACAUAUUUGUCGGCUGUGCUGAGGGAAUUGUACGGUGUUUUGAUCCUACCACCCUUAGGUUUGUUACAACUCUUCCAAGAACACACUAUUUAGGGGUAGAUGUUAGUCAAGGUUUAAACAUUACGCACAUGUCGUCCCCUCCUCCUGAUGCCAAAUACCCCGACGCCAUCGCAAUCACCUAUGAUGAAACUAAUAAAAAAUUAACGUGUGUCUAUAAUGACCACUCUAUUUACGUUUGGGAUAUACACAACAUUAGGAGGGUAGGAAAGUCUCAUUCGUUUCUUUACCAUUCCGCCUGUAUAUGGGGAGUGGAAAUGUCACCUUCGCACUGUCCUCUGCCACCCGGUAGUUUUUUAACUUGCAGUUCCGACGAUACGAUACGCGUGUGGACUUUAGAUAAAUUAAACGACAAAAAUGCGCGCGGAGUGUAUCAACGAAAUAUUUACAGCAAUGAGUUGCUGAAAGUCGUGUACAUCGAUUCGGAUAUGACUUACUUGAAAGAUUUGGACAUUUCCACGAGUAAUGCCGGAAAUGAUAAGCAAGAUAGCUCGUACGACGGACGUAACGGCGUCAGAGCAAUUCGGUUGAGUCCCGAUGGUAAACAGCUGGCGUCGGGAGAUCGAGCAGGCAACAUAAGGAUUCUCGAAACUAAAGGUAUGACGGAAGAUUUUAAGAUUGAGGCUCACGAUGCGGAAGUGUUGUGCUUGGAGUACUCCCAAAUAGACUUCGAUAAGAAACUAUUAGCAAGUGCUAGUCGAGAUAGAUUAAUACACGUAUUCGACGUGAAUAAGGGUUACGACUUCUUGCAAACGCUAGACGACCAUUCGUCGUCGAUUACGGCCGUUCGCUUUUUAAACACCCACGGAAAUUUACAAAUGGUCUCUUGUGGCGCGGAUAAAUCUUUAAUCUUUCGAUCCUUGAAUGACACAUCUGCCGGCAUCCCUCAAUUCGUGAGGGAUCACAACGCGACGGGAAAGACGACAUUGUACGACAUGGACGUCGACAGCGGUCAGAAGCACGUGCUGACCGCGUGUCAAGAUCGCAACGUUAGAAUCUACAGCGUGAAUACGGGUAAACAUACGAAGAUAUUUAAGGGUAGCACGGGUGAUGAUGGUACGCUCAUAAAGAUCAGUUUGGACCGCUCGGGCAUUUAUUUGGCAACAUCCUGUACUGAUAAGUCUCUGUCGGUCUACGACUAUUAUACCGGGGAAUGUAUGGCCACCAUGUGUGGACACUCGGAGCUUGCAACAGGUUUGAGAUUCACCAACGAUUGCCGCCGGCUGAUUUCUGCGAGCGGAGAUGGGUGCAUCUUUGUAUGGCGGGUGCCUCAUGACAUGGUGGUUACGAUGCACGCGCGUCUCAGUCAGCAGGCGAUGCGUCAAGGAAAAACGUUAGACAACGAACUGUUCACCGACCACAGCAGCGCAGAUUUCUACGAUACCAACGCGAAUAGCGUCGAAAAUGACUACACAUUUUCGGUCGGCGCGCUACCUCUUUGGGCGAAGAAGCACAUCUCGGACGAUUCCACGCUGCCCACUUCGCUAAUGAAGGGAGUAGCGGCACCGAAAGGUCGCUGGGCGCAAAGAGCCGAAAGAAGCAUCGGUAUGAAGUCCAUUUAUACAGACUCCAUUAUUUCUUUUCCAUCUUUGCAUGAUAGGAGAGGCGACUCAGACAAAGACAGUUCUUUAGACAGCGGUACCGAAACAAAACAAUCGUUGGAGUUAAUCAGAGAUUCGAAAAUAACCACUAAACAGGUAACCAUAAAUAGCCUUACCUCGAGGGAAUUUCGCAGGAGCAACUUGACCGAUGACAGCGCCGUCGGUGGUUCUGUGCGUGACACCGACAUCGAAUCCACGGCGCACGACGCAGACAUCGAUUCCGAUCAAGAAUAUCGCCAUCAGCCCCUGUAUUAUCCUUCGCAAGUGGAUUCGGCCAGCGGGAGUGAAUUCACAAUCACCAACAUGGACGCCGACGAAUUGCGAAAAUCGCAACGAAAGAAAAGAGGCAACGUCCCCUCCAUUACCAUACAACCAAUUUCAAUAUCGGGCAGUCAGGAUUCAGACGACGACGAUGACGAAGUAUCGACGCCCAGCGGGGAGAACACAGACAGAAAUCCAAUGUCGAUCCUUUCCGUUAGUUCGGAGUCUUUAGAUCAAAUAGUCAAUCGCGAGAAAUAUCUGCAGUCGACGUUCGAGAGUCUUAGCGGGGCGGAGGUGGAAACGUCACCAGGAAAUAAAUCAUCAAUUUCCUCUCAAUAUCUGACCCGAGCAAACAGUGUCUGUCGCAAUCAAGCUGUUAUCAGCGCGGCUAAACAGACGAAGCGAGACUCGGACGCGUCGAGGAAACGCGAGGAGUUAGCAAAGCGAAUAGCGGCGACCAGAAAAAAGUUGCAAAGUGUGGGUUACAGUAGUCCGUUGAGGUGCAGCCAGUCGAUUCACGACCUGUCGCACAUCCCCGAAAAGGACAAAUGGAAUUCCGCCUCGCGCAAACCAGAAUGUGACAUGCUUCAAGAAUCUCUUCAACUGCCCUCGAGCUUCUCCCUACCUUCAAAUCUUCAGCUCUGUGGGUGCUACAUGAAAGACUUUAUGAAAAAUACAAACCCAUCUUUCUUCAGCCCCGCUUUUAACAGAGUUGCUUCCAGUAACGAUAUUGAAGAGAAAGCUCCUGCAGGUAAUGUUAAACUGAGCGAUCUCGAGAGAAAUCCGCGCCCGCGAAAACUUCACUUAGACAAAAUGCUCAAUAAAUAUAAGUUGCACAAGAGCCUGCCGGUCUCUCCGGUGAACGAAGAGCGUAGCUUUUCCGAUUUCGUCCCGAAGGCGAAUGGUCCGAGACGGUCUUUCAGUUACUUUGUUGAUUUUGAUCAGAACACGUCUACUGUAGACGGUUUCAAGCAGGUAUGUAGCGAUAUUGAGAAGUUUUCCGAAGAUUUUUCGAAAAAGAAUGAGCAAAUGGAGCAGUAUUACUCGGCCAAAAUUGGCGAUAUACAAAAAGAGUUGUUGGAGGAGGGUGGUUUUAGCUCAGACUCUUUGGAGGACUGCAGUUUCAAUUCUACCCAAAUAAAGAAGGCGAAGAAGUACAAACUGCCCCGAAGGUGUCUGUCGAAUAACGAAAUUUAUAGAUACCAAAUGGACGCAUAUCAAUACGAAAUACCAAAAAGUGAAAGCUUCUACUUGAAUCCCAGCAACAAAAACUCCCAAGAUAGCAUACUGUCAGAUGACUACGGUGAGCAAAAGACUGAGAGCUACUGUAACAGCUUAGAAAGCGUCCUAUCGUGCGAGUCCGACUGUAAGUCCGCACCUUUAGAGGCGCUAUUUUCGGCAUAUAAAAGACCGAGCUGCGCCAGUGUCCAAUUAGAGGCGGGCGAUUACGGCGGGAGUUUGCCCAAAAAUUACAGCGCGCGCAUGAAAACCUCCCAAACCCAAACCGACUUCAGCUUCCAAACUCCUCAGGAAAUUGUCGCCAAACGCAACCCCUCGAACUCGGACUUUCAGCGGAAAUUACUCAAAUUUGAAACGUGCAUAGCCGACACGUACACCGUCCAACACCGAGCGAGAGAUAACAAAAGGAAAGGGAUUGCGUUCUUUGUAGAUACGGAGGAGAAAUGCGCGAGUCAAAAAAAGACCAGUGAGAAAAACCUGAGAUGCGCUGGUGACCCGAAGAAGGAGACCAGCAAGGAGAAGUUUAAUAAUCGUAACGUGAUGUAUAUUCCUAGUUUGGAAACCAAAAAUAAGCAAUAUAAAAGUAAAUUUUGUAACGUUUUGAAUAAUAAACCGGAGUCCAGUGCCGAUAUUUAUGAGAGCGGAUUAAAGUUGAUCGGAAAGAGCAACGAAAACAGCAUUUUCAUACUAACCGAAAAGAACUCCACGUCCAAUCAUAACCAAAUACAAGAGACAUCGAGCCUCGACAGGCAUUUAUUUACCAAGAAUCUUUUCGAAACCGACCGAGUCGCGCACAAGCCUCCGAAGGGCGUGCGUCGAAAUAGUUCGAAAUCGCGCAAAAACAAAACCACCUACGAGUACAUUCGCAAAGAGGACUAUCUCAAAAAAAUGAACAACUUCCAAAAUUCGAAAAACAUCUCGUCCGACAUCGAAAACCAGGCCGAUUCCAUUGAAAACACGCUCGAAUUUAAUUACAAGGAGAAGAACUUGGAUCGCGAGUGCGAGUACGGGAACACCUGCAAGGAGGAGAAGAAGAUUUUGAACGAACUGUACGACAGUUUGGAUAAGUUCGAUCUUAACGCGAAAAUCGACUAUGACUCGCUCGAGGUUAACAUAAAUCGAGUCCCGACCGAUGAGAAAUUGUACGACAGCCUCGAUUACAACCUGAAGAACGUGUGGGAUUCGAACUGCAGUAGCUGGAAGGAUAGGCAUCCCUUUAAUCGUGCCGGAAUACAGUCCGCGUUAGAGAACAUUAAAAUAUUGAACGAAAUACAGCGAACCGUCAAUAAAAUCAACUGCUUGGUGGACAUUUUUAAGCAAAACAUGUACUGCGGGAAAGUGAGAACGCUCUCGCAGAUGUACGAGAGGUUAACUAACUCGCACAGUUAUUACAACGACUUUCCUACGUUUAGGAAGCGAAAUUUGAGCUUGCCUAACUUCGUCGAGAGAAGAUUAAACGUUGCAAAUGUAGACAGUUGUAAAAAUACUAACGUUACAAAAGUUUGUUGCGAAGACUUAGGAUCCGCUUCAGUAGUUCAAGUCAAAGCCGCCAAACCCGUCCCGGGAAGGAGUAACUCGCGUUACGCCAAAAACACCCAAAUUAUAAGAAGUAGCUCGACCGGCGUUCUAAACCAAUCCGACUCCGAUAACGAGAACUCCGAUAAAAAACCUCAAAGUAGACUCAUGCGGCCUACGAUUAGCUCCCAAAACAAAGUAACGUCCAGUAAAAAUCUCGCCAUAAGGAAACGACAGGCGUAUUCUGUCAUGAAUUUAAGCACAGUCGGACAGGAGGAUAGUUCCUCGGAGGAGAACGAAAAAAUGCCCGUCAAACCGAUCGCUCCGCCUCGCACUAGAAAUUUAACUGAUAGCAGUCAAAGUAUGAUCGUCCCGCCUCGACGGCAUACUUCUAAUAAAGAAAAGGCGAAAAAUAAUCGUACGGUCACAAAUUACGAACGACGAAAAUCCACAGACCUGGAGGAGACCUUAUUAAGUAUGGAUUUUCACGGUGUACAAAACAUCGACGUUUCAACCGUCCAAUUAUCCACGCAACUAUGCGACGAUGUGGCGUACCAGCUGACCAAGGCGUCGAAUAACGUCGUGGAACUUUACAGGCGACUGACCGACACCGAAGCGAGCACCAGCGAGCAGCUCGCCAACUUGCAAAAAACCGACAUGGUCAAAAACUUAGAGCUGUCAAUUGCGCGAACGCUGAGGGUAUUGCAAGGUUUGACAUUAGAGAAAUUAAAGCAAAGUAACGGUAAUUUUGAUGUGAAUCAGACGAAUACUGUGAAAAGAUUGAACGAUUUAGUCUCGCGAGGUUUGCCAAGGAUCAAAACGCCGUCGUUAAUAUGAUGCAGCAGUAUUCCGACAUAUUGUUAAGUAUGGUACAACAGAAAAUACAGAACUCCAAUACCUCAUGAUUUCACGCAUCGUCGUCGGGAAAGGGUGCACAAAAUGCGAGACUGACCGAUUUUAUCGUGUUGUGAAGAUGUCCUUUUCGUUUUUUUUGUUAAAAAUCAAUUACGCCCCAUAUUUUAUUAACCCUUUACAUUAAAAUAUUUGCCAUUAACUGUGUGUAUUUUUAGAGAUGAAAUUAAUCUCGGUAGUUGUAUUAAAAACAUCUUCCAAGUAA
This is a messenger RNA of Photinus pyralis (common eastern firefly), 6473 nucleotides long. RefSeq names its product mitogen-activated protein kinase-binding protein 1 (gene Wdr62). The record is from RefSeq and is a predicted model, not a curated record. Gene Ontology annotation, biological process: regulation of mitotic cell cycle; mitotic spindle organization. Gene Ontology annotation, cellular component: mitotic spindle. Lineage: Eukaryota; Metazoa; Arthropoda; Insecta; Coleoptera; Lampyridae. Gene Ontology annotation, molecular function: protein binding.